Messenger RNA from Necator americanus (New World hookworm), 564 nucleotides. RefSeq lists its product as uncharacterized. The coding region runs from base 1 to 564 and encodes 187 amino acids. The transcript is spliced from 4 exons. Lineage: Eukaryota; Metazoa; Nematoda; Chromadorea; Rhabditida; Ancylostomatidae. The record is from RefSeq and is a predicted model, not a curated record.
AUGGAAACCGCUGAGGACUACAACAGGGACAGGUUACAUGAUGAACUCUAUACGUUAACACCUAACACACCAAGCCAGCAGGCGAUAAUUGUCGGAAUUGAUGCGAAUGCAAAGAUGGGACUUAAACAACAAUCCGAUAAAGGAUCAUCGACACCAUCAGCUUACGCGUCAAGGGACAACCCCAUUGACGUCGGAAGAGCAGCGAAAGCAGAAGAUGAGGACUCUUGUACUUCAGCUCGACUACGUUCUGACGAAGAACAUUACGGUCCAAGAAACGGUAGCCCAACAUCAACCGAUAUGGCAGGUCUGAAGAACGAAGAAUGCAGAAAGAAGUUCCGCCAACGAGUGUCGGAUGCUGCAAAGAAAAAGCUUCCGGUUUUAGCAUCGAGGGAGAAGUUAGCUUUUGCAAGUGCGAAAACAGUAUCUGCGUACAAUUCUGUUUGUGUUGCUGGUGACUUAACCCAAGAAAAGCGGCUGAGAAGGAAAUUGCAUCGUCAGCUGAAUCGUGAUCGUGAUCGUGAGAACGAAUGGACGUCAAGAGCGAAGGAGUUUGAGGUGCCGUAG